UUUCGUUGGUGUCCAAGGAGACAACGGGAGUGUUUCCAGUGAGGAAGAGGCGCAUGUUUGGUCCUCUGGCGAUGUGUGUGUUCAGCAGAGAGCACUUCACACGAUGGACCUACCGGAGGCGCUCAGAAGACGGCUAGAAGACUUCUCUCGGACCGUGUUGUUCGACCAGAGCGGGACUCGGCCCUCCACGACAGAGAACGACGCGUUCGUGCAACACGACAAGCGGGUGCUGUCUAGUCUCCACCUCCAGAUGUCGCUGUACUUCAACAUGUGGUUCUUCCCCUGGUGGUGGAUCAGUGAAACUGUCAUGCUGCACCUCAAGUAUCCCGCCCUGCCAGACUACUACAAGUUCAUCCUCGUCACCGUUCUCAUCCUGAUGACUCUGAUAGAGGCCAUUCGGCUCUUCCUCGGUUACGCGGGGAACCUGCAGGAAAAGGUCCCGGAGUUGGCUGGAUUUUGGCUGCUGAGCAUCCUGCUGCAGUUCCCACUAAUCCUGUUUCAGCUCUUCAAUGAAGCCAUCCUCAUCCAACCCCUGGAGAGAGGCGUUCACAUAGUACUCUCCAUGUUCAUACUCACACAGGCCCUCUAUGGUUUUGUGGCGCUCCGGGACAUGGUCAGACACACAGGGAGACAAUUUCAUCUCCGACAGUUUGACUGAAUUCUGAAGCUCCGAUGUCCCCGCCAAACCUUGACAUGCACACCUCCCCACUCAGGAGGCUGACGACAAAAAAUGCUGUGUACCUUUUUGUAUUACACAUAGUACAUUUUUUAUUUCCAAAUGAGUAUGAAAGAGAAAAAAGGUGUGAACAUAUUUAUUUUGAUAUUUUAGUCACGUUAUAUUCCAUGAGAUUGUGUGUUUUUGUAGCAUUGCAAUAAAUGGAAUCUAUGAAACACACCGUUCGUUACCAAGAAGGUUCGUCUUGUCCAUACCUUUUAUCAACACUGCAUUAGUGUUGCUGUAAAUAUUGUGCAAACAUAUAAAUUGUUAUCAAAAUAAAAAAGGGACUUGUGAUUAAACAUCAAAGAUUGUCAUUUACAUUGUAAUUAUUUUUAGACCAUUUCAAGAGGGUUUUACUAUGAUGUUUGACAAGCGUUGUGACAUCUGUGUGAUUGAGAUAAUAAACAGUCAUUUGGUCGCUGC
This is a messenger RNA of Cyclopterus lumpus (lumpfish), 1141 nucleotides long. RefSeq names its product transmembrane protein 17 (gene tmem17). Bases 104 to 658 code for a protein of 184 amino acids. Gene Ontology annotation, biological process: non-motile cilium assembly. The record is from RefSeq and is a predicted model, not a curated record. The transcript is spliced from 5 exons. Gene Ontology annotation, cellular component: ciliary transition zone. NCBI's taxonomy places the organism in Eukaryota, Metazoa, Chordata, Actinopteri, Perciformes, Cyclopteridae.